This is a messenger RNA of Zychaea mexicana, 1020 nucleotides long. Its product is annotated as P-loop containing nucleoside triphosphate hydrolase protein. The record is from RefSeq and is a predicted model, not a curated record. Gene Ontology annotation, biological process: protein catabolic process; proteolysis. Gene Ontology annotation, cellular component: mitochondrial matrix. Gene Ontology annotation, molecular function: ATP binding; ATP hydrolysis activity. The transcript has 7 exons. NCBI's taxonomy places the organism in Eukaryota, Fungi, Mucoromycota, Mucoromycetes, Mucorales, Lichtheimiaceae. The coding region runs from base 1 to 1020 and encodes 339 amino acids.
AUGCUCCAGCCGAUAGCUCCGCGGCACGCGUCCUCAGAGCAAUCAUCGCUUGACGCAGAUGAUGGAACUGUUUUUGAAAAGAGCAAUGUUUUAUUAAUCGGGCCUACUGGAUCGGGCAAGACAUUGUUGGCGAAAACUUUGGCGCAAAUUCUGCAAGUACCAUUUUCCAUGUCAGAUGCAACCCCUUUCACACAGGCGGGCUAUGUCGGUGAAGAUGUCGAGCUUGUGAUCCAGAGACUCCUGCAGGCAUGCGAUCACGAUAUCAAGAAAGCAGAAACUGGUAUUGUGUUUAUUGACGAAAUUGACAAAAUAUCAAGACGGUCCGAUACGUUUUCAUCCUCAAGGGAUGUUUCUGGGGAAGGAGUACAGCAAUCUUUAUUACGGAUGUUGGAAGGAACGAUCGUAAACGUGACAGACAAAUCAGCAAUCGGCAGUGGUUCUGGACCAGGCAAACGUGGAGGUGGAUCAGGAGGACCUGCAGGUGGCAGUAGUGGGUUAACUACGGGUGGAUCGUUCAGUGGAAGCGCACCUCAGAAUAAGCCUGAAGUAUAUGCCGUUGAUACGAGCAAUAUCCUGUUUAUUCUCAGUGGCGCAUUCAUUGGACUGGAUAAGACGGUGAUGGAUCGAAUUGCCAAAGGAUCUAUAGGCUUUGAUGCUACCCUAAGAUCAGCAUCGGAUGAUGACAAGGAUAACAACAAACCCAAUACUUCUCAUUGUAUACUUGUAUAUCCAGAUCUUGUCAAAUAUGGAUUAAUACCCGAAUUCAUUGGGCGAGUACCGGUCGUUGCAUCAUUGAACAACUUGUCGGUGGAUGAUCUAGUGCGGAUUCUUGAAGAGCCCAAAAACUCUCUCGUUAAACAAUAUCAAGGGUUGUUUGAGCUCAACAAGAUUACUCUUCAAUUUAGCAAAGGUGCACUGAGACGUAUUGCUGAAGAAGCUCUGGAGAAAAAGACUGGCGCUCGAGGUCUCAGAAGAAUUAUGGUAAUGCAUCCUUAUACACAUGGUCACUAUUGCAUAUAA